UCCUGAGGAGGGACAUGGCGGGAGGCCGGGCCCGUUGUAGGGCCUUCCUUGAGGGGGGACAUGGCAGCGGGAUGGGCCCGGUGUGGGGCCUUCCCUCUGAGGGGUAUAGCGGGAGGCCGGGCUUGGUGUGGGGCCUGCCCUGAGCGGGGACAUGGCGGGAUGGCCGGGCCCGGUGUGGGGCCUGCCCUCUGAGGGGUAUAGCAGGAGGCCGGGCCUGGUGUGGGGCCUUCCCUGAGUGGGGACAUGGCGGGAGGCCGGGCCUGGUGUGGGGCCUUCCCUGAGCAGGGACAUGGCGGGAGGCCGGGCCUGGUGUGGGGCCUUCCCUCUGAGGGGUAUAGCGGGAGGCCGGGCCUGGUGUGGGGCCUGCCCUGAGCGGGGACAUGGCGGGAGGCCGGGCCUGGUGUGGGGCCUGCCCUGAGGGGGCAUUUUGUGGCAAGCUGGGCCCAGUGCGGGGUAUCCCAGAGCAGGACGUGGCCUUUGCACCUCCCCAGCGCGGGCCGCCAUGGGGGGAUGACAGCAAGCCAGGCCCGAUGCUUGCUGGGUUCAGCAGCCCGCUGAGGCAUAGCUGUGCCGCAGGAGAGGCAGCGGCGCUGGUGCUGGUGGCUGUGCUGUGGGGCAGCACUGGGCCGUUCCUGCGGACGGGCGCCGCGGGGCUGGAGCAGGUCCGGGGCCGGGGCCGCCUGCGGCAGCUGCUUGCUGAGAUCCGCUUUCUGGGCCUCAACUACAAGUAUAUGGUGCCAUUUCUGCUCAAUCAAUGUGGAUCACUCCUCUUCUAUUUCACCUUGGCAUCCACAGAUCUGUCCCUGGCAGUACCACUCUGUAACUCUCUGGCUUUGAUAGCCACACUAGUGACUGGGAAGAUUCUAGGAGAGGAUAUUGGUGGUAAAAGCUGUCUCACAAAAAGGAAGCAUUUCUCUGAUGGGAUACUUCUCAGAAGAUGUUCCCUGAAUGGCUGUCUCCUGGAGUCAGCCUCCUGCUGUGCAAAAUCAGGAGCACCAGUGGGUUCUAGUGGGACCAUGAAUAUCUGCCUGUAGCAGCAUGAGAAUCCUGAGAGGGCAGAAAAUUGUAUCUCAUACCUGAUCAAUGGGCACCUCCACCUUUGUGUGUUCAUCCUCUUUUACUGCCUCUGCACCUUGCAUCUCCUUCCUGGGAUCUUUGGCUUUAUAAACACUUCCUUCUGCAAGCAGGAGAAAAGCUGUUAAAUGGGUAUUGCAGGUAGCCAUGGCCUGAUCUUGUUAAAGUUACGGAAAGGUCAUGGCCCUCAUGUGCCGUGAUGAGAGAGGAAAGAGCAGAAAUGCAAAAGUUGCUGGGUACACUGCAUGGCUGCUUGCUUUUAGUGCAUCUACAAAUACUUUGUCUUUAAAGCCAGUCUGUCUCAACAUUUAUAGCAGAAUGUCCUUUACCUUGAUCAGGCCAGUGCUGCACAUUUGCAUUACUCCUCCUGUUUUCUCCUGCACGGACAGGUUUAGCAUGGAAAACAGACUGUUCCUCUUGGAGGUGAGAUUUCUUGUCUUGUUUGUGCAGCGGUGGAGAAGUAACAGGGAUUUUGUCUUUCUCUGUGGCUUCUGUGGUCUGCACCCUGCGACUGUCCACCUAAAAGUAUUCAUCACACACUUCUGUUAUGCCUUCAUGAUAGAGCAGCUUAUAAAACAAGCAGUUUUGCAAGGCAGUCCAGUAAAAAACUGCAACUUCCUGCCUACAAGCCCUAACCCUGACUGGUCUGAGGCUGUAACAUUGCGUUCUCUUAACAAGGCUUUAAGUUGAUAUUACAAGUGAAUACAUACAGGGAACACACAAAAUUAUUUCUGUAGUCACUACCUGUUGAGAUGAGAAAGCAAGAGCAGAGUCACUAGCUCUGUCCUGGGAGGUGGUGUAGAGUUUGCCAAACUGAAAACAAGAGGAAAAGGAAAUUUUAAAAGCAAAAUAGCACUCAAAAUAACAGAGAAAGCACAGAUCCAGCUUUCAGUGGACUGUCCAAGAGAGCCCAGCUGCUAUACCUGCAGACUCCACUGCCUAUUUUUCCCACACAGUGAGCAGGAGAGCUCUCAGUCCCAGCAUGAAUUCUCCCUCUCCACCAGCCAGAAAGGAGAAGAGAUGAGUAAAGCGACUUUAAGGACAUUUUCUUCAGCAGUGAGAUUGAAUUCAAGUGCAAACUUGCUAUGUCUUCAGCUGCUCCUUUGGGGAUGGUGCCAAGUAAGGGUGCUGUAACCAUGGCAAUUGGGAAUGGAAACUGCUAUGCCCACCCAUAGCUUACAGACUGAUGUCUGCACAAAUGCAGCUGUGCUCAUAGCACAUACAGUCCCACACCAGCUGAGCCACCUACCCUUUUGCUGUAGUUUUUGCGCCUGUUAUUUGGGUGGUUCCUGUAACAGAAAAAGCAGCAGAUUCUCGUUAUCAGGCAGAAGUCAUGGAAGACAUGAUCCCCCCUUCCUUUUUCCCCACAAGGAAGAGUCCCGGAGGCAUCUGUUCUCAGCACAGUUAGAGCACACUCCACAGCGGCACACGUUCCCCCACCAAGAUGCCAGAGUCCUGCACUGAGAGGCAGUUUGACUGUGGCUUGCCUGCUGAGACUGCUCUCAGAAGCAAUAGUUUAUACUGACCAGUCACAUACUGCUGAGGUGACAGGAUACAAAAGGCCACCCAAGAGGCAGAUGGCUUUAUAUCACACUGCUGAUCACAGGCCUGUGAGAUUCAACACUAUACCUACUGGGCAGGUGCUCCUCAGUGCUUGCUGAACACUUAAUGAGAAAUAACCAAACCACUUGCUUUCUUUAGUGGUGAACUCUGGAUUUCGGGAGCUAACUCUUACACUAAAAGCUCUGCAGCCACAUUCUUUCUUUAUGAACUUCCAUCACAUGAAGCAGGAUUCAAGCCUCAAGGCAGACAGCACUGAACGGAGGGGCUAUGGAAAGGUUGGCUUUAGUUAAAGACCACCACAGAGAUGACUUUUUAAGCCAGCCAGCCGCAAAUACCUGCCUACGUACCAUAGUGUCCGGUUCACAGAAGGCUGGGGCACCAACAGCUCAAAGUAGGGCAGGUUUUUGUAUUUCUCAGGUCCCACUGCCACAUAGUAACCACCGUUUGCCAGCUCCUCCCCACUGGACACCUGCGUUCCAUCCAGCCUGCAGAGCCUCAAGGAAAAGAUAACAUAGAGUUCAAACAGAGCAUGCCAGGGAAGUCACCUGACCACCAGCAACAUCAGCCCUCCUCACAAACUAUUCAGCGCACUGGGAUUAUCCCUGAUUUAAAGAUAGGGAAACCUAAAUUCCAGGACCAUGAAAGCAAAUGAGUUUGCCAAAGCAGGUUAGAAGCAGCUGUCUGAACUCCCAGUUCUCUGUGCUAAUCAGUGAUGCUUAUGUCCAGGGACAGAAGAACCCGCAGUGCUUUGUCUAGAUACCCACUUGUGAACAGCUCCACUGCGCAGAUUGGCUUUCUCUGUUAGCAUGGUCAGGAUCAUGUCCCACUCCAGCAAGGCGCUCUUGGAGAGCAGCAGUCGGAAAGGAGGGCUCAGCAAAUCCCCGUUCCGGAAAACACUUCAGGAGAGACAAGGCAGAGCAUGUACCAGGACUCACACUCGCUGUACCAGGACUUUUCAGCCCCCAGGCCAGUGACAGCCCCUUAUACGCACACCAUGUUGUGUGGGUCACCUACUACUCAAAAGGCUGCAACCAGGAAUCAGUGGAAAUUUUCUAGUAACACUUACGAAAAUAUCAGCUCUCCCUACCCCUAGUAGUUCCUAAUCUAAGGACAUGACCAGGCACAGGACUCUGACAACGGUAAUUGUGCCACAUGCAUCUCUGUCAUCUCCCAGAACAGGCAAUACGUGGAAAGUGGGGGAAAAGUAGGACACCAAUGCCUGGACAGUAUUUGCAACAUACACUUUUGGGAGAAGCUGGGAUUGCCAGGAUCAUGCAGAAAUUUCCUCCUCCAGUGUCUGAAAAUAUUCCUAGAGACACCCCCACCUCCCCAAAGAAGAAAACACUGAGGCACUUACUUUAUCAUGCGGGACAGGUGGGUGUGCUUCUGCCAUUGAGCUGAGACGUUCUGCUUCCAGGGUGCUACAGUGCUGGGCUAGAGACCAAGUUAAGUGCACAAAAACUGUCACAGCCUUGGCACAGAGCCUCCCAGGGCUGUUCCUUUCCUCUGGCAGGAGCUGUCUGCUCUGCCUUCACACUUCCCGCUGCUAGGUGGGGUUUGUUGUCAGCAACACCAAGGCCUGGAGAGGCUCUUUGCAUAGCUGGGUGCAUUCCAGGAUCACCAGCACCCAUGAACCACUGUGCACAGAUCCUUCCCCUGCACUAUUAAGGGGGCUGGAAGGUACACAGCAGUGGUCCCAGCACUGUCACACACACGGCCACACACACAGAGUCCUAUGGAUUUCUGUGGCAUUUUUACCUAUCUCCAGUGGGCAGCUGGCAGCCUUUCAGCUGAACUCUUGUUUCAUCAGUGGCAGCCAUAGCAUCUUUCACACUUCUUCCCAGCUCAUUCUGCACUCAUGCCUGCCCCUGCUCAGCUCAGGGACUCACCUGCAUGUUACUGCUGUUCCUUGUCUCAUUGAGUUGCUUCAUUCCACGAUUUAAAUAGCUGCAAGAACAAGAAGUUACCAUAUACUAAGUGGGACAGUUUGUGAAGGGCAACACUUCCCAGGAGCUGUGACCACUGGAAUAUGAACAAGCCAAAGGGGAAAGAACAGGCUGCUAACCAUCAUGGCCCAACUUUCAGCUGCAGGCCAAACCAUCCACGUACAGUUUUUGGGAAGCGGCUCCAUCAGUGCUGAAGCUCCAGCCCGACUUUUAGGUGAUAUUUCACACAGCAGAAAGGGUCCAGAGCCACAUCCAUGCAGCUUCCCCCAGCAGUCUCACUUUGAGUGAGUUCUUCCUCUUCCAGAAUUACACAUGGCUCCCUAGUACUUUGACCGAAGAAGUGUCACACAUACAAAGUGUGUCUGUGAUGCGACCAAAACUGAAUCCUGUGCCACAGCUGACUAAAGAGCUGUACGAACAUGACUGACUCCUGCCUCAGUGCGUCGUGACCAAGUACGUUUAUUGUUGGGUCACUUCUGAAACAAUCUUCCAGGCCUCUUAUCUCUUGGACCUCCAGAACUUCAGGCUAAAUUUGUGCUACAUUUAAGAAAUUCCCAGCCGAACUCUGAGCAUUUCAGUUCUCCAUGCUGAAGACAUAGAAAACAUUUUUGUCCUUUGAGCAAAUUGUUGAUCUAGGCUCCCAUAGCUGACCAGUAUUAAUACAGCUUGGACUGUUCCCUCAGUAAAAUACAAUAUGCACACAGUGAGCCAAAUUCAACCUCCCUACAGUACAAAUCCUCUGAUGAUUCAAGUGAUGCCAGGAAUCAUUUGAGCCUUGACUUUCAGGAUAUACCAAAAGCUCCUUGUUCAUGUUUCUGCUUCAUGCAGGAUUAAAAAACAAACACUCCACCAAACCAAUCCAAAAGUAUUUGUCAGAGUAGAGGCAGUGCAAAUGGUGACUCUGACAGGGAAGCUGGCAGCAGAACCUCCCACACACCACAAAAUGAGAUACUUGCAGGCAGAACAGCAUCUAUCACAACAUCCCCAGAGAAUGCAUUCCUCCCCCAGCAUGUUUUUUUCUGAGAGUCAAAUGACCUUACCAGGAAUAUUUGCACUUUCCAAACAAAGUGGAAUAUAUCCAGUAGAUUCCAUGAAGAAAAGAAAUUAAACAGAGAGAUCUGCCUCUGUUUAUAAUUGUAUUUGUACCUCUUUUAUUCAUUCACACCUCAAUAUAUCCCCUGACAGGUGAUUUAAAGCCGCUUUCCAAACCCAGAAACCAAAGGCCCUUCUACUCACUUGAGCCUUUUGAACCUUUCAAAGCCUGCAGCCACGUACUGGCACCCAUCCUGCAGGUCCCCCAGCUCAGUGAUACGGUGGCCCUGCCUGGGCGUGUAGAGAUUCCUCACAGCCAAGGGUGCACCGAUGCUCUUGGUCACCUCAUUCAGAAAUGCCUCAAAGGUCAGGAACUGCCGCUGGUUGAGCACAACCUUUCUUCCGCGGAAGAAGGGGUCCCCGUUGCGAUACACCACCACAUUCUUGGCUGCAGGUGCCAGAGCUAAUCCGUGGGAGUUCAUCACCAGUGAGUCAAGCAAGCUCCUGUAACCGUAGAGGUAAAAGGACCAGUGUGGGGGCAAGGAGAGCUCUGACCAGCCUCACACUGAGCCAAAACCCUUCUGACCAAGUGCCUUUCUGUUCUGCCUCCUGUCCCAGCAGAGCCCCAGGAGCGACUGGCCGUCUCCACGGCUGCAGGCCCAGCAAGAGGAAGUUGUGGGCCAGCCUGGAUACCACAUCAAUCAAACUGCAGAACAUCUUUUUGUUUGAGCACCAGGAACUGCACCGCUCUUUAACGCUCACUCUCACCACCCGCUGAGUACUGUGAGCUCCCUCACUGGCCAAUGCAGCCACCAGUCUCAGAUUAACCAGCUCAGAAGAGCAGUAAGUGUCGGUACAUUUGUGGCAGCAGCUCACAUCCCAUCCAGUGGUAUCCAGAAGCCCUCCCCACCUUGCUAUCACUUGUCACCUAUGUGAGAAGUGCAGUGUGCUUCUGUCCUGCAGCUAUUGGACAUGCACACCACAAGGAACACACCACUCUUUUGCACUGAAUGGGUUGCCACGGGCCAAAAUGGGCUAUGGGCUCAUUUGGCUCCAUCCAGGAGAGGAAGGCAGGACAGACAGGGACAGGCAGAUUCGGAAACAAACUUCAGGAAAACUUUUAUUCACAAACAAGUCAGCAUCAUCAGGAACAAAAAGCUUUAGCCACCAUACUGCAAGAUUGUCUGUUCAGGCAGUAGGAGCACAGAGCGCACAGAAUGCUCAGGGUCAUAACAAGGAACCACAGCACUGUGUGAAAAUCCCUUUCUGAGGGCCUCAGACACCCCCAAACUAGAGCAAAGUAUAUCUUUGGAGAAAGUGCUUUCAAGGCAUAACACCAAACCCUCUAAGUCCUUACUUGUUCCCUCAAACAACAGGGGUUUGGUCCAAGCGACUUGGCCACAUGUAGAGGUAUUACCACUGCCAGAGACGUGCAAGUUAGGAAUCCAGUCUCAUCUCCUAAAGGUCAGAUUUGAUGUGCCAUCUCUUCCCACCAAUAGCACCAGAAAGCUAGGAAACUUUCCUCCUAACUUAGUACUUCACAUAGGUGUUCCCCAAAACCUACCACAAAUGCUUGAAGAUCCCAGAUACUGGAAAGCUGUGACAAACAGAAUCGUCCCAAAUAUACAACUCAGAUACCAA
This is a messenger RNA of Rhea pennata, 7256 nucleotides long. It is a transcript of the gene TMEM234, whose product is annotated as transmembrane protein 234. The transcript has 4 exons. NCBI's taxonomy places the organism in Eukaryota, Metazoa, Chordata, Aves, Rheiformes, Rheidae. The coding region runs from base 381 to 1034 and encodes 217 amino acids. The record is from RefSeq and is a predicted model, not a curated record.